Molecule: messenger RNA, 2044 nt
Organism: Nasonia vitripennis (jewel wasp)
Lineage: Eukaryota; Metazoa; Arthropoda; Insecta; Hymenoptera; Pteromalidae
Gene: sds22
Product: protein phosphatase 1 regulatory subunit 7
Exons: 5
Coding region: 548-1504 (318 amino acids)
Molecular function (GO): protein binding
Source: RefSeq, a predicted model, not a curated record
CUCUUGAGCGUUCCUAAAUUUGCGUUCUUAAAAUAUCAAAUUUUUGUCUCGCUGAAUUUUGCGUUUUUUUCAUACUUGAGCGUUGCAUUUCGAAUACCUUCGAUUCGCGUUAUGAUUGUUAUCGAAAUUAACUCCGAAUGAGGAAUUUUGUUGAUCUCCUUUUAAAUUUAUUGUUAAAAUUCAGAGUUGAAAACGCGCCUUAACUCUUGGCGCUAUAUUUAGUGGCUAUAGUCAGGUAUGAGACGUGUACGGUGCAGCGGCUAAUGAUACAAAAGCUAUUUUGUUGUAAACAUCGCUUUCAGCGCGCCUGCAAAGUCGGCUCCGGCUGCAAGUCUGCAAGCCUACAACGCCGCAACGACAGUCGAGUACUUCUUGGCAACUCAAUAAUCAAACGGUGGUCUAUUGGUUUUCGUCAAUAUUUCCAAUUUAAUUGUGGGUCAACAGUGUAUUAGUCGUAUUCUGUAUUCUGUAAGUGCAUAUACACUGGCGUCUCGUGUCUGAUAACACCAGUUUUUUCCUACUAAAUUGGAUUGAAAUAAAUUCGAGAAUGGCCAGCAGUGAGGAUAACAAGAGUGAAGCUUCUGUGAAUAUGGAGAAUGAAAAUGAUAAUGCCGAAACAGAGGACACUGAGAAAAUUAUGAUCAUUGAUCCAGAAACUGAAGAACUGGACUUUAACCAUUCCCGCUUGACUAAACUGGAAAAUUUGGAACCAUUGACUAAGAUAAAGAAGCUGUGCUUUACUUGGAAUUUGAUUAAAAAGAUUGAAAACUUGGAUACCCUGCAAACUCUGGUAGAACUGGAACUGCGUGACAACCAAAUCACUGUGAUUGAAAAUUUGGAUGCGCUUAAAAAUUUACAAUCACUGGAUUUAUCAUUCAACCGCAUUAAGAAGAUAGAGAAUUUAGAUAAUUUAGUUAGUUUACAAAAAUUGUUCAUAUCUUCUAAUAGAAUAACAAAAAUUGAGAAUGUAGCUCAUUUGAAAAAUCUCACAAUGUUGGAGCUCGGAGACAAUAAAAUUCGGGAAAUAGAAAAUUUGGAUGGUUUAGAUAAUCUAACUAGCUUAUUUUUGGGCAAGAACAAAAUAUCCAAAAUUCGAAAUCUGGAAAAUUUGAAAAAUCUUACAUUGCUGAUUCUCCAGUGUAAUAGAAUUGUGUGCAUUGAAAAUUUGACAGAGCUUGUCAAAUUGGAACAGCUGUACUUGUCAGAAAAUGGAUUGACACAAAUUGAGGGCUUGGAAAACUGCACUAAAAUAUCAACUCUUGAUCUGGCACAGAAUAAGAUAAAAAAGAUUUCCAACAUACAACAUCUCACAGAAUUGGAAGAGUUUUGGAUCAACAACAAUGAGAUUGAAGAUUGGAGCACAAUUGAUAUCUUGACUUCCAACAAAAAACUAGCCACUAUUUACCUUGAGCACAACCCAAUAGCAAAAGAUGCAAAUUAUCGAAGGAAAAUCAAACUGGCUUUGCCAUGGCUGACACAAUUGGAUGCCACCCUUUGCAGAUGAAAAAGUCAAACAAAAUACAAUCAAAAUACUUGAAUUGGUUGAAGUAGAUAGGACAGACCUCAUUUAUUAUCAACUGAUUAAAUGAAUUAAAAAAUUCCUAUUUCAACUUUUAGUAUUUUUGUAACUAAUGGAUCAUUGCAUAAUGAGAGAUCCUGAAGUAAACCUGCAAUAUGCUUAUAUCACUAUAACAAAGUUGAAUUGAACUAAGACUGUAAAAAUACUUAUAUUUUUUACCUUAUCAAAUCAAACUGCUUGUUUGAUUAUUAUGCGUAUAUAUAUAUAUGAACAUGUUCAUAUAUAACAUAUAUAUAUAUAUAUAUAUAUGAUAUAUAUGAACAUAUUACUCUGGGUACAACUCGGUGUGUAACAUAAAUGUGCAUUUAAUGCUAACUAAUAAAUAAUCAAGUUUCAAGUUAUAUUUAAAAUAAUUGAAACAAAAAAUCGACGAACAAAUUAUAUGAUAAAUCUAAUGAAAGUUAUCAAAUGAUUAACAUAAAAUCGCUAAACUAAAACUUAUCCUAAAUAUAUCAAUCCAUUAUA